AUGGUUUUAUGCAGAAGGUCAGAGUUUGCACGAACAUUAACGUAUGUGCAAAUACCAGAAUAUUUCGUAUGGAACAACAAUACUAAAGUGUGGACUGAACGUAAGAAAGGCAAAACCAUUGGGAGAAUCGUAGCUGUUCAUCCAUUAGCAGGUGAUCGUUACUAUCUAAGGAUCCUCAUAAAUAAGAUCAAGGGUCCUAGAAGUUAUGACGAGCUCAAAACAUACAAUGAGGUGAAAUAUCCUGACUUCAAAUCAGUUUGCUACGCACACGGCUAUUUGGACAAUGAUGUUGAAUGGCACGAGAAUAUGCCAGUGGGUGCUAGAUGGGCUACCCCAUACCAACUCCGCGAUAUGUUUGUCACGUUCCUAAACAACUGCUUUGUUACGAGUCCUAAGAACCUAUGGGAAAACUCAUGGAGAUCAAUGAGCGAGGACAUACUUCACAAGAGGCGGAGAAUCUUAGGUCAUACAAAUCUGGAGUUGGAUGAGAUGCCAAAAAUCAAACAUGUUUUGCUAAAAGAACUGGGAAACAAUUUGUUGAACCAAGAACUGGAUUACGAUGUUGCCGAGGAAACACUAAGACAUGACAUGCAAUUCAACAAACUUAAUGCUAAUCAACGGGCGAUUUACGAAUCAGUCUUAGACUAUGUUGAUAAAAUGGAUGGGAAGCUAUUCUUUGAUUCGAUCAAGAAAACAAAUAGUUCUGUCGGUUGCCUCUUCACGAAUAGCCGCAUUGUUGCUACCAAAGAUAAGCUUUGCAACAUCAAACCAGGAACAAUGCUGGCUGAGCUAAUCAAGAAAACAGAUCUUAUAAUUUGGGACGAAACACCUAUGACACAUAAGCAUGCUUUUGAGGCACUUGACAAAACGUUGAAAGACAUAAUGUCUAGGAAAAAUCCUUCCGCAAAGUAUCAUACUUUUGGCGGCAAGACAGUUCUAUUAGGAGAUGAUUUUAGACAAAUACUACCUGUGAUUCCACAAGAUAACAGACCUGAUACUGUCUUAGCUUCAAUAAGUCACUCAUACCUAUGGGAUAGCUGCCACAAGUUCACUUUAAAAACAAAUAUGAGAGUCAAUCAGGAAGAAAAAGAGUUCUCUGAUUGGCUCCUUCAGGUCGGAGAAGGUCAUCAACAACUAGAAUCGGGAUAUGAGUGUGAAGACUACCAUGAACAAAUGAUAAAUGUCGAUAGAUCAUUGAUUCGCCAGAGUCAUGUUGACCCAUUAAAAGAAGUUGUUGAUGCCACAUAUGGAAAAGUCAACAAAAUGACAACUUCCGAGACCUCCUACACUGAUAAAAAAAUGAAACCGUCGAUGAAAUAA
Brassica napus (rape) is the source of this 1320-nucleotide messenger RNA. RefSeq lists its product as uncharacterized. Gene Ontology annotation, biological process: DNA repair; telomere maintenance. NCBI's taxonomy places the organism in Eukaryota, Viridiplantae, Streptophyta, Magnoliopsida, Brassicales, Brassicaceae. The transcript has 3 exons. The coding region runs from base 1 to 1320 and encodes 439 amino acids. The record is from RefSeq and is a predicted model, not a curated record. Gene Ontology annotation, molecular function: DNA helicase activity.